Echinops telfairi (small Madagascar hedgehog) is the source of this 2005-nucleotide messenger RNA. It is a transcript of the gene TMEM116, whose product is annotated as transmembrane protein 116. Gene Ontology annotation, cellular component: plasma membrane. The transcript is spliced from 11 exons. Bases 343 to 1356 code for a protein of 337 amino acids. Lineage: Eukaryota; Metazoa; Chordata; Mammalia; Afrosoricida; Tenrecidae. The record is from RefSeq and is a predicted model, not a curated record. Gene Ontology annotation, biological process: adenylate cyclase-activating G protein-coupled receptor signaling pathway. Gene Ontology annotation, molecular function: G protein-coupled receptor activity.
CUGCCGUCCUUUAUUCUUGCCUUUGGCCCAACAGGCAGUCGAUUGGAAGCCACCGCUAGUCCCGGUUAGUCUGUCAGUCACGUCCAGCCCCGACGCUUCGUCAGACCCUGACCCUCAGUCAGUCAGAGUCCGUCAGCCACUGCACCGCUAGGCCCCCGAGACUUAGCACGGGGUCAGGGCCGCUCCUGCUCUCUGCCUCUUGGGGCCUGCUAGGAGGUAGCGCCGCACACAAAAACAAUUUCCCCCGGCUUUAUCGAGAGCUGCAGGAGCCCUUGGGCGCAAAGGUUAAGCUUGACUGCUACCCAGCAGGUUUUUUCGGUAACACAGUGGAUACAAUUUGUCAUGGCUACUCUGAGUGUUAUAGGUUCAAGUUCACUUAUUACCUAUGCUGUAUUCCAGAAUAUACAGAAAUCUCCAGAGAUGAAGCCACUCUUCUACUUGAGUCUCUCUGACCUACUUCUGGGAAUAUGCUGGCUCAUUGAGGCACUUAUCUAUGGAACUUCAGCAGCCAAUAAGGACGUUGUCUGCUAUAACCUGCAAGCAGUUGGACAGAUCUUCUACAUUUCCUCAUUUCUCUACACCGUCAAUUAUAUCUGGUACCUGUACACGGAGCUCAGGAUGAAACACAACCAGAGUGUACAGAGCUCAUCUCCGCUGGCAAUAGAUGAUACUUCUCGAAUUGGUCAGAUGGCCAUCAUUAUGUCAAGCCUGGUACCUCUGUUACUGAUGAUACCUGUAUUUUGCCUGGGCAAUACUAGUGAGUGUUUCCACAACUUUAGCCAGAGCCAUAGGUGUAUUCUGAUGCUUUCACCACCAUCAACUAUGGCUGAACUCAUGCCUUCUGCCAGCACAUCUGUGUGUGGCAUACUUUAUAUUUAUGGGAUCACCAUUUUCCUGGCCAGUUUUCUACUCAGCUUUCUCACCAUCGUGGUUUUACUCAUUCAAGCACAUACGCUGUAUAAGAGGUUCAUGAAAUCUACUGGCUUUCUGGGAAGUGAGCAGUGGGCAGUGAUUCACAUUGUGGAGCAGCGAGUGCGUUUCUACCCAAUGGCUUUCUUUUGCUGCUGGGGUCCAGCUGUCAUCCUAAUGAUUAUAAAGGUGAUCAAACCUCAGGACACCAAGCUUCACAUGGCUUUUUAUGUUCUCCAGGCUCUAACAGCAGCAUCCCAAGGUCUGCUCAACUGUGGAGUCUAUGGCUGGACACAACACAAGUUCUACCAACUAAAGCAAGAGGCUCGGCGUGAUGCAGACACCCAGACACCAUUAUUGAGCUCACAGAAGAGACUCUAUAGCAGAGGGCUAGAACCAUUGGAUUCUACCCUUCCUUAUGUUACCAGCACAUCCACUAUUCUUUAAAACCUUGAUCCUGAACAUUCAAGACCUAGAAUUAUUCCACACAAAUCGGUUGGAGAGAAUAUUGGAAAAAGAUAUCUUGUCUUUUAUAAUCAUACCCUAACUAUGGGAGUAGAAGGGAAUACUUUGCUGUGGUUAGUAGCUGUUCUGGAUGAAUUAUGUAGGAGCUUAUAUAAAUUGCCUUCAAAAAGUUCAUGGAAAUAUUCCAUUAUCUUUUAAUUCCAUUUUUUCACAGACUUUUUGAAGUCUCCACAUAUGUUUGGUGGCCUGAGACUUUACUAAUAGGGAUCAUCAGCAUUAGAAAAUUCAGGCUUACCUUUUGAAAAUGUCAGAAACCAUAGGAUUCAAUAGCUCUGAACUCCAAUUUAUACGCAAGAGUCAAAAAUUGGCUUCUUGGACCCAGGAUAAGGUUAAUUUCCAGGCUGAACCAAAAAAAAAAAAGGUCCAGUUUUGUAGGUCUGAUAUCAGUUUCACAUAAUUCAGCCUAAUAGUAAGUGCUAUGUAUAUGGUUUUAGAAUGACUGACUAAUAGUUGGAAUUUGACCCUUUGGGGAGAGAGGAUUCCCAGACUAUGGAGCCUUAUUCAAAAGUGGGAAGAUCUCUAAUCAGUGUAUUUUUCUGGAAUCACCUAAUAAAUGAUCGUUGUCUUUCCA